AUGUCCUAUUCAAGCAAGAUUUCCGCUGCAGCGCAGUUGGUUCACGAGGAUGAGUUUCGACGGAUGCUGGAGCCUGGACGAAAGAAGCACGACAAGCAGAUCGGCAGGUUGCCAAAAGGUCAAGAAUCGCCUUUUGGCGACUUUCCGCCAGACUAUACGCGACCUGGGGAUGACCAAAAGAGGUCCCUGGGCCUCCUCCAACUUUCGGGCACAGCGACUCUGACGCCGCGGAAAUCAGCGGAUCAGGCACUGCCCUCAGCGCGCAGCUCACUCCCAUCAGCGCGCAGUAUGGAUGGCAAGACGCCGCGUACUGCUCGUGAGAUCGAGAGGAUGACGCCCCGGAUGACGCCCCGUGAUGGUGCCUUCUCCAACACUGCACCGAAAGCCUUGCGCAGUUUGGGCCCUCCGGCAGCAGGAGCUUUCAUGAAGCGGCCUAUCGAGCCCUCAGAGUUCAGAAGGUUCUACGACCGGAACGACUUGCCCAUCCAGAUCAUGCACACGGGCACCCAGAAUAGGAUUGCGUGGAAGGUUGAUGUGGAAAAGUUGGACUACCACCACUACCUUCCCAUUUUCUUCGAUGGGCUGCGCGAGAGAGAGGAGCCAUACCGCUUCUUCGCGGUGGAGGGCGUCUACAAUCUCCUGGAAAAGGGCGGGUCCAAGAUCCUUCCGGUGGUGCCACAGCUUAUCAUCCCCAUCAAGAAGGCCCUCAACACGCGGGAUCCAGAAGUGAUGGUAACCACCAUGAAGGUGCUGCAGACUUUGGUGCUCUCUGGGGAGAUGGUGGGUGAGGCGCUGGUCCCCUACUACCGCCAGAUCUUGCCGGUACUCAACAUCUUCAAGUCGGCUACGAAAAGCACCUUCGAUCAGAUGGACUACUCCCAGCGCAAGCGCAUGGACAUUGGGGCCCUCAUCGAUGAGACCCUGGAGAUUCUGGAAACUCACGGGGGCGAAGACGCCUUCAUCAACAUCAAGUACAUGAUACCAACCUACGAGUCGUGUGUAUCUGUUUGA
Molecule: messenger RNA, 1011 nt
Organism: Symbiodinium natans
Lineage: Eukaryota; Dinophyceae; Suessiales; Symbiodiniaceae
Source: the annotation of a GenBank genome assembly